This is a messenger RNA of Durio zibethinus, 2151 nucleotides long. Its product is annotated as 3-oxoacyl-[acyl-carrier-protein] synthase I, chloroplastic-like. Gene Ontology annotation, cellular component: mitochondrion. Gene Ontology annotation, molecular function: 3-oxoacyl-[acyl-carrier-protein] synthase activity. Gene Ontology annotation, biological process: fatty acid biosynthetic process. The record is from RefSeq and is a predicted model, not a curated record. NCBI's taxonomy places the organism in Eukaryota, Viridiplantae, Streptophyta, Magnoliopsida, Malvales, Malvaceae.
AGCCAAGUGUCUCAAUGCCUGACAAUUCAACCAUAAUAUAAAACCUGAAAAAUUAGGCAGUGGGCACAGACAAUAAACCAUCAACCGGAGAAACGGUUGGCAUUGAUGAGCAAGCCAUAUGAUUCAAAUGGUUGUUUUUGGUAGUUAAGCGGCUAAAACAAAAUGAACAUACCAUGUUUCUCUUCGGUCAUAUCGCCAUUUUUUUUGUUUCAUCCCUAAAAUAAGCUUACUGACGGAUUUUGCAACCUUAAAAUUCUGACAAGCAAAACCUAGCUGUUUCUUUGUUUUAACUCUUUCUCCUUUCACUGACAGCCCAAAGUCCCUCUCUUAAUCUCUUCACCUUGUUUUAGUUAUUUAUUUCUUUUUCUUUUUCAUAUAUCUAUUAAAUCACAGCACCUGUGAUUAAGGGAGCUAGAUAGAAACAGAAAGAGAGAGGUAGAGAUAUGGCAGGCAUUGCUACUGGUGCUUGUUCUUCAGGUUUGCUGUUUAGAAACAGAGAAGCAGGAGGCAAUGGAGCUUCUCUGGCUCAAUACAAUGAACUUAGAGCCGUGGAGAGCUUGCAGUUAUCUUCAACUGGAACUAAACCAAAAUGGUUCAUUUCUAGUUCAGCUUCAAAAUGCAGAACAAUCAGGGCUAUGGCUUCGCCAACAGCCUCAGCUCCCAAAAGAGAAAAAGAUCCAAAGAAACGAAUAGUUAUUACAGGAAUGGGUCUUGUGUCGGUCUUUGGCAGUGAUACUGAACAUUUCUAUAACAAACUUCUUGAGGGAGAGAGUGGUAUCACGCAAAUUGAUAGGUUUGAUGCUACAUCUUAUUCUGUACGGUUUGCGGGUCAAAUUCGUGAUUUUUCUUCUAAAGGAUACAUUGAUGGGAAAAAUGACCGCCGUCUUGAUGAUUGCUGGAGGUACUGCUUAGUUGCUGGAAGAAGGGCCCUCGAGGAUGCAAACCUUGGUGCUGAAGUCCUUGAGAAAAUGGACAGAACUAAAAUUGGGGUGCUAGUGGGUACAGGCAUGGGAGGUCUAACUGCUUUCAGCAAUGGGGUGGAAGCUCUUAUUCAAAAGGGAUACAAGAAGAUCACUCCAUUUUUUAUCCCUUACUCUAUCACCAACAUGGGAUCCGCAUUAUUAGCUAUAGAUACUGGCUUAAUGGGACCUAAUUAUUCCAUUUCAACAGCUUGUGCAACUGCAAAUUACUGCUUUUAUGCAGCUGCAAAUCAUAUUAGAAGAGGUGAAGCUGACAUCAUGGUAGCUGGUGGAACUGAGGCUGCUAUCAUGCCGACUGGGAUUGGCGGGUUUAUUGCUUGUCGGGCAUUGUCUCAAAGAAAUGAUGAACCCAAGAGGGCUUCAAGACCCUGGGACAAAGAUCGUGAUGGUUUUGUUAUGGGAGAAGGCUCCGGUGUACUGAUUAUGGAGAGCUUGGAGCAUGCUAUGAAAAGAGGAGCUAACAUAAUUGCAGAAUACUUGGGAGGUGCUGUAACUUGCGAUGCUCAUCAUAUGACUAACCCGCGUUCUGAUGGUCUGGGAGUUUCAUCUUGCAUAACCAAAAGUUUAGAAGAUGCUGGAGUUUCCCCUGAAGAGGUGAACUAUGUAAAUGCUCAUGCAACAUCAACACUGGCAGGAGAUUUGGCUGAGGUUAAUGCAAUAAAAAAGGUCUUUAAGGACACUUCUGAGAUAAAAAUGAACGGGACAAAGUCAAUGAUUGGACAUGGCCUUGGAGCUGCUGGUGGAUUGGAAGCCAUAGCAACCAUAAAAGCAAUCACAACUGGCUGGGUGCAUCCUACGAUUAACCAGGAUAACCUGGAGCCUGAUGUAAUAAUCGAUACUGUUCCCAAUGUGAAGAAACAGCAUGAAGUCAAUGUUGCUAUCUCUAAUUCAUUUGGCUUUGGUGGACACAAUUCUGUGGUGGUUUUUGCUCCGUUCAAACCAUAAAAGAAACUCCCUUUCCGCCCCUUAAAAUAUCAUUGAUUUUUGGAUCUUGGAACUUCCAGAAGCUUGAUACAAGAUUAGGUGACUAUCAGAAAACAUUUUCUGCCACCAACUUGAAGAUAUUACAUGCCCUUUGAUGUUGAUCUUGUAACUGCAUUCCAAGAGAAUAAGUUCAGUACUUUUUUGGUUCAAUAAAAUAUACGUCUUUUUUCUAUAUUUUGGUCGUUUG